AUGGCUAAUUUAAUGACUCUUUGAGAGAGGCGUUCCUUUCCGGCGCAAUAUUUUGUGAUGCUGAUUGUAUGAGCUCUCGGGGAGGAAUCAAAUCAGGUAGCACAAUGUUACAUGUUGUACGAUUACAACAAUUUCUUUAUUUGUAUUUCGGCGGCCUGCUAUUGUUUUUAGCAGGGCUCCAUCACGUAGAAGCGGCCACCACCGAAAUGACCAACCUGAACUGGAAACCGUUCAUCUACGGAGGGAUGGCCUCUAUUGUCGCAGAAUUCGGUACAUUCCCCAUAGAUCUGACUAAGACGCGGCUGCAGGUGCAGGGCCAGUCUCAGUACAUGGAGGUGCGCUACCGGGGCAUGUUCCACGCCCUUUUCAAGAUCGGCAAGGAGGAGGGCAUCAAGGCACUGUACUCUGGCAUCUCCCCAGCUCUCCUGAGGCAAGCCUCCUACGGGACCAUCAAGAUUGGGACAUACAACACACUGAAGAGGUUAUUUGUGACCCAUCCGGAAGAUGAGACCAUGGUGAUCAAUGUGUUCUGUGGAGUGGUGUCUGGAGUCUUGUCCUCCUCUCUGGCCAACCCCACUGAUGUCGUCAAGAUCCGCAUGCAGGCCCAGGGCAGUCUGUUACAAGGCAGCAUGAUGUCCAACUUCAUUAGCAUCUACCAGACGGAGGGAACCCGUGGCCUGUGGAGGGGCGUCAUCCCUACAGCUCAGCGGGCAGCCAUCGUAGUGGGAGUGGAGCUUCCUGUCUAUGACAUCACUAAGAAGCACCUCAUCAAGUCUGGCACCAUGGGAGACACCAUACUCACACACUUUAUUUCCAGUUUUAUGUGUGGCCUGGCGGGGGCGCUAGCCUCCAACCCAGUGGACGUAGUGCGGACACGUAUGAUGAACCAGCGAGUGCUGUCAGGGAACCCCAUGUAUAAAGGCACGCUGGACGGAGUAAUGCAGACAUGGAAGAACGAGGGAUUCUUUGCCCUGUACAAGGGCUUCUGGCCCAACUGGCUGCGGCUGGGGCCAUGGAACAUCAUUUUCUUCAUCACAUUCGAGCAGCUGAAGAAACUCAACUUGUAGUUGGACAGGAAGUGGACACCCCGUCGGACUAGAUGCAGGGAUAGGCAACUCCAGUCCUCGGGGGCCGGAGUGUUCUCCCACUUUUUCCCCAUCCCUAGCAAACACAACUGAUUAAGGCCAGGCACCAUACCCUAUUGGGGAUUGUUUUUUAUUUUAUCUUAAUCAUAUAACAAUCUACUUUUCCUAGUUGAAUGUAGACGAAGUUUUGUAUAAAUGUUUGAAAUAUUAAGAUAUGCAAAUUAGGUAAUACGUAUACAUAUUUGCAUACCAUACAAAUUAAAUUUUUAUAGAUGCUGGAUGAAUUCUGCCUAAAUGUUUGUUUCAGUUAAAGCACUCCAGGACCUGACUUGUCCAGAGCAGAUUCUGGAUAAACUUUUUAUCUUUAAAAGUCUUGUAUAUAAAAACAAAAUCAUUUUUUUGUGCAAUUUUCCAAAUGUUAUCUAGAAUUUUAAAAAGUUACAUCAACAAUUCCCCCUGGGCAACUCUGGAGAAUAUAUCUAAGGAUAACUACACACAAUUCGAAUGCAGAGGCUUCUGAAGCUGAGAAAAAUAAGUUGGUGGUGGGAAGAGUUAGAUUUUUUGGAAAUGGCAGGUAAAGACAAGUACACUGAAUUAAGAAUACCAAAAGCCUAUUCACACCAAAUCACCAUCUCUUCAAAGUAAGUUAUUAAAUGUAGUCCAGUUUGUAACAUUCUAUGAAAUGAGCUUCGAAAUUGUGUAAUUCAGUGAACUUUAAAAUGAUUGAUGUAUGUCCAAUUUUAAAGUGGUUAAAAUUCAUAUUGUUGAUGACGGUAGUAUGAUCAACUAAAGAAAAUAUACAUUUAUCAAGUUUGACAUUUUUAAGUUUACUUCUUGAAAAUACUAAAAUUAAUUAACCAAAAUGCCAACAAACCUCAAAAUUGAUAGGUAGAUGCAAAAAUGCCACUUCGGCCUGUGGUGCCUGGCCUUAAACUGAAGAUCAUGAUUAGUUGAUUAUUGGAGUCCGGUGUGUUAGCUUGGGCUAAAGUGUGACAACAAUCAGGCCCCGAGGACUGGAGUUGCCCAUUACUGGUCUAUAGUGUGUUGGAGAGCGGGAAACCCCACAACACCCCAGCCCAUGUGUCAAACUCAUUCCACGGAGGUCCGAGUGUCCAGGUUUUCACUCCUCCCUUGUACUUGAUUGAUGAAUUAAGGUCACUAAUUAGUAAAGAACUCCUCUCACCUUGUUGUCAAGGUCUUAAUUGAAAGGAAAAAAACAAAAACCACUAGGCCAGGGUUAUUCAACUCUUAAUCUACGAGCAUGCUGGUUUUCUGUUCUACCUGAUAAUUAAUUGCACACACCUGGUAUCUCAGGUCUAAAUCAGUCCCUGAUUAGAGGGGAACUAUGAAAAAUGCAGUGGAACUGGCUUUGAGGUUGAGACUUGAGUUUGAAAACACUAGGCCCUGCAUGGAAUGAGUUUGACGCCUCAGCCCUUCGUCCUUGUUACAUUCACAAUCCCUCUCUCUGUCACACAAUCUAUAUGUCUGUGCAUGCUCAUCUAAGUGUUAUUUUAGUUUUAUUUGAACUUUUAAUAAUAUUUAUAGUAUAAAAAAAAAUCAGUUAAAGUUAUUAAUUGUAUUAUGUUUUUUAAAACACUUCUUCAUACCCCUCAACCACCCUUGAGGCCUCUCCUGGCAGCUAAACCUUAGGUUGUAGCUGAGGACGGAAGCCUGUUUGGGCCAUAAGGUAUUAGCUAGGUAGGUUGCCUGCCAGCUCGCUACCUUCUUAGUGAGGAGGAGGACUAUCCUGGGUGGAACGGGAACUGGAGAUCUACUUGAGCUUAUUUAGAGAGAUGUGGAAUGGGCCUCUGUUUGUGUCUGACCUAGUUUUUAACCGCAUCUCUGCACUUCAUGGGACAUGCAGGAAAAAGACAAAGGUUUUAUGUAAUUUCAGCCAGAAAGUAGCGCUCACGAGCCAAAACUGGUUCUGCAAAUUGUGCACAGUUGUGUACGUCAACUAUUUUGUAUAUGUUCCUUCCUGAAAUUAAAAAAAAAAAAGUUGUCCUGCAAUUCGUAUGAUAUGUUACGUAUUCCAAUUCGUACAAUAUGUUACAAAUGUAAAGAUCUGGUUCAAUCUCUUUAAAUGUUUAGAAUUGUUGUUUUGCCUGUCUGAUCUGACGUUUGAAUAAUCUAUUCACUGUUUUGGGCAGCGCUAGCUAGCAGAGGAUGCAUGAUGGGUUAACCGGGUUUUUAUUGUCAAAUCAUUUAUUCUCAAUGACUUACCUUUUUUAAGAAAAGGUUACAAUAGAUUCUGUUUUGUCUUUUAGAGGAACUCAGGACAAAGCUGAGACUCUUAUCUGUAUGGCCAAUAAGAUGGGAUUGGGGACUCUUUUGUCAUUACUUGAAUGCAGUCUGUUGUUGAACCAAAGCCACCAGUUGUUCCCCGAAGAGUGACUGCUUUCUGUGUAUUUCACUACAAAAACCCCCGAAUACCCGAUAAGUUGUUGGCGCACGCACAAAUUCUACUGUAAAAAAACAUGUCACUUUUCGUCAGAAGGUAGUAUAACUAUUGAAAGGUUUUAGAUUAUCUUAUUUUCCUUUGCCCUCUCCAAGUCCCCUGACCUCUGUGUGAAACAGAGAUAUGUUUUUUUCUUGUCAGGAACAAGCAUGGCAGUGGAGGCAAUUAGGACAUUUCUUGGACCUGCCUGGUUGUCAUGGUGAUUCCCAUAAGUACAUUAUGUACAUGUAUGUACAGAGAGACACAUGUGAAGGUGGAUACACCAUAUUGUGACAGGCAUGUCUAGCUUGUACAUAAAGCUACUUCAGAGUACUUGCUUUUUGUUUCUAUUUUGAGGUUUGCGUAAAGCCCUGAAUAGAAAUGGCCUGUAGUACUAGGAUAUGGGGGCCGUAGUGCCAAAGUGUGCAUGUACUGCACCGCUGUUGUAAAGCGCUGUCCCUGAAUAGGUCAGUGUUGGCUAGGUACCAGGAGAACUGCACUGUUACAUACUUACUCAAGCCUUACACUUUACUUUCAUAAUCAUGUUUCUAAUUUCUAUGAUGCCUCUUUCUGUGCCUCUGCCUCAUGUCCCAUGGUCAUGUUGAGUUCUGUUUUUAUUAGAAUGACAAGUUUUGUUGUAGCAUUUCCAGAUCAUGUAUAUGGAUAUUAGGUGUGAGAGAUGUGGGUGUUAUGUACUGUGUAAUUAAUUGAAACCAACGUCCUGUUUUCUUUAGGUUUGAUUUUUACAGAUCAUGCUUACGGGCGGCAGAUGGCCUAGCGGUUAGAGUGUUCGGUCAGUGACCGAAAGGUUGCUAGUUCAAAGCCCUGAGCCAACAAGUUGAAAAAUGUGUCUGUGCCCUUGAGCAAGGAACUUAGCCCUAAUUGGUCCAUGUUCGCCGUUGAUAAUGGCAGACCCUGGCCGUGACUCCACUCUCCAAGGGUGUCUGAGUUGGGAGAUGGAAAAAAAAUUAUAAUAAUAAAUCACAAAUGCGUAUGAAUAGAGACUUGUACAUGUGUGAAAUAGGACAAUUAUAAGCAUUCAUUUGUUGUUUCAGCAGUCAUGUUUUAAUAAGCCGUCCUUUCAGCUUUUACAGCUUUACCAUGAUGAUGUGUCUUUACCAUGAUGUAAUACUUUUUUUACAGAGUAUUGUGUGGGAUUUUUUCCUUUUAAACACAUCCAUUGUUUGUGUGGUAGAGACUAUUAUAUUGGCUAAUAUAUUUAGUCAGAUUUAUUGAAAAAUAUGAAUGAAUAACUUUUAUUUUUAUUGGAUCGAAUUUCUUUCCAAAGCUUUAUCUAUUUUUUAAAUAAUCUCAUGUUUUCCUAUAUGAACUUAACAAAGAACACUUUCUUGAAGUCUUGAACCUUUUCCCCCUUUACUCAAAAAUGCAGUGUUAUGUAUUUUUAUCUAAUUGCUGUUCUUUUAUAAUGAUUAUUGGACAAUUAUUGCAUUUAUACAACCCAUAUAGUUGGCUCCAGCUGCAUUCUGGUAACCACAAAUUGAUUAUUACCAUGAUAUAGAUCAAUACAUACUUAGGUGAUCAGUACAUUUUCAGUUCAUUCACUUCAGGGAGUGAUUUGAAUUUCCAAUUUAAGAAUAGAAAAAACCUUAAUUGAAAAUGGAUUCAUCAUUGUAUUGGAAUUUCAGAAUUGACCAACCCUGAAUGCUUUCUCUUCAUAAUCCUGUCUUUCUUUUUAUAUCAUGAAAAUGACAGUACAAUGUUGUCAUUCGGCUGUUACCAUUUGACUCCUUAGACUUGCCUUACUGUAUUGUUAUACAGUUCCUUCAGAAAGUAUUCAUACCCUUUGACUUAUUCCACAAUUUGUUGUUACAGCCUGAACUCAAAAUUUAUUUUCUCACCCAUCUACACCCAAUACCCCAGAAUGACAGUGAAAACACAUUUUUAGACAUUUUUGCAAAUGUAUUAAAAAUUAAAUACAAAAAUAUCUAAUUUACAUACAGUGCCAGUCAAGAGUUUGGACACACCUACUUAUUCCAUGGUUUUUCUUUAUUUUUACUAUUUUCUACACUAGAAAAAUAGUGAAGACAUCAAAACUAUGAAAUAACACAUAUGGAAUCAUGUAGGAGGGGGAAAAAGUAUUAAACAAAUCAAAAUAUAUUUUAUAUUUGAGAUUAUUCAUAGUAGCCACCUUUAGUGUGCGCAAAGCUGUCAUCAAGGCUAAGUAUUCACACCCCUGAGUCAAUACAUGUUAGAAUCACCUUUGGCAGUGAUUUACAGCUGUACAUCCUUCUGGGUAAGUCUCUAAGAGCUUUGCACACCUGGAUUGUACAAUAUUUGCACAUUAUUAUUUAAACAAUUCUUCAAGCUCUGUCAAGUUGAUUGAUCAUUGUUAGACAGCGAUUUUCAAGUCUUGCCAUAGAUUUUCAAGCCCAUUAAGUCAAAACUGUAACUAGGUCACUCAGGAACAUUCAAUGUCGUAUUGAUAAGCAACUCCAGUGUAUACUUGGCCUUGUAUUUUAGGUUAUUGUCCUGCUGAAAGGUGAAUUGGUCUCUGAGUGUCUGUUGGAAAGCAGACUGAACCAGGUUUUCCUCUAGAAUUUUGUCUGUGCUUAGUUCCAUUCCGUUCCUUUUUAUCCCCCCAAAAAACUCCCUAGUCCUUCCUGAUGACAAGCAUACCCCUAACAUGACCACCAUGCUUGAAAAUAUGAAGAGUGGUACUCAGUGAUGUUGCAUUGGAUUUGUCCCAAACAUAACGCUUUGUAUUCAGGACAUAAAGUACAUUUCUUCACCACAUUUUUAACUUGUACAUUUGUGCCUUAUUGCAAACAGGAUGCAUGUUUUUUAAUAUUGUCUUAUUCUGUACAGGUGUCCUUCUUUUCACUCUGUCAUUUAAGUUAGUUUUGUGAAGUAACACCAAUGUUGUUGAUCCAUCCUCAGUUUUCUCCUAUCACCUCAUGGUGAAAUCCCUGAGCGGUUUCCUUCCUUUCCGGCAACUGAGUUAGGAAGGAUACAUGCAUCUUUGUAGUCACUGGGUGUAUUGAUACACCAUCCAAAGUGUAAUUAAUAACUUCACUGUGCUCAAAGGGAUAUUCAAUGUCUGAUUAUUUAUUUUACCUAUCUACCAAUAGGUGCCGCCCUUUGCGAGGCAUUGGACCUCCCUGGUCUUUGUGGUUGAAUCUGUGUUGUAUAUGUGGGGUACAGAGAUGAGGCAGUCAUUCAAAAAUCAUGUUAAACACAAUUAUUGCACACAGUGAGUCCAUGUAACUUAUUAUGUGACUUGUUAAGCACAUUUCUCCUGAACUUAUUUAGGCUUGCCAUAACAAAGGGGUUGAAUACUUAUUGACUCAAGACAUUUCAGCUUUUAAUUUUUAAUUAAUAAAAAAAAAAGUCAACCAUGAGUCCCCUUUGAUAUUGUGUGUAGGCCAGUGACACAAAAUCUACAUUUUAAUCUAUUUUCAAUUCCGGCUGUAACACAACAAAAUAUGGAAGAAGUCAAGUGGUAUGAAUGCUUUUUGAAGGCAUUGUAUAUUUUGACGACAGUAAAUCGUAUUUAUUUCUGUUUUCAUGGUUGUAUUCUCUACUGCUGUAUGACUCAGAUGGCUGGGACACUGUUUGGUCUCUGUCAAAUCUUUUAGCCUGUCAUAUUACCUGGUCAUGUGCACUUUGGUCAAAUGUCUGUCGAUAAAACUGUAUUUGCAAUCAUAUUUAUAAUAAUUUUGCUUGUUUAGUCAAUUGAUUGUAUGGUUGUUUAAUUACGUGUAAACUAUUUUCAGUUACAGAUUGGAUUUGGUUUUGUAUAAAAAAACAAGUAUGUAUACUUCCGAAAUAAAAUAUAUCCACUGAUGGUUUUGAUACAUCCAUCAGUGAUCUAUUUAAGCAAUAAGGCCCGAGGGGGUGUGGUAUAUGGUCAAUAUACCAUGGCCAAGAGCUGUUCUUAUGUACAGCGGAGUGCCUGGACACAGCCCUUAGCCGUGGUAUAUUGGCCAUAUAUCACAAACCCCCGAGGCCUUAUUGCUAUUAUAAACUGGUUACCAACGUAAUUAGAUCAGUAAAAAUAAAUGUUUUGUCAUACCCGUGUUA
Messenger RNA from Salvelinus fontinalis (brook trout), 7563 nucleotides. Its product is annotated as brain mitochondrial carrier protein 1-like. The record is from RefSeq and is a predicted model, not a curated record. Gene Ontology annotation, cellular component: mitochondrial membrane. Lineage: Eukaryota; Metazoa; Chordata; Actinopteri; Salmoniformes; Salmonidae. Bases 69 to 1067 code for a protein of 332 amino acids. The transcript has 8 exons. Gene Ontology annotation, biological process: mitochondrial transport.